CUACUGAGUGAUCGUCUAGAAGGAAUGGAAAAGCAUCAACAGCAGAUGCUUUCAUUCUUGGUCAUGGUCGUACAAUUCCCUGGAUUCAAGGCUCACUUGCUUCACACUAAGGAAAAUAACUGGCGGUUUGCACAAGAAGGGAAUAUGUGGGACUACAGUAGCCAAGAUGAUGAAGCGGUUCCGUCUGAUGGAGCGAUUAUAAAGUAUAAGCCACUUGUAAGUGAAACACUAAGGCCUGUAGCUAUGCGAUCUCGUGCCUUUGAAUCUGAAACUGAAAUUUCUGCAGAUGGAUUAAAAGACUUGUGCAUCAAUUAUAAGUUCUUGAAAUUACUCCUAGAUGAGAAAUUAUCUCCAUUAAAUAACCAUUCUCAGUUUUUCGUAUCGGAUUUACCUGAUGAUGGUUUGUGGGAAAAACUUUUUUUGGGCAGUCCUUUCCACAAAAACAUUGAAGAUACUGAUCAUGAAAAGGAGAGGCAUAAUGUUAGUGAAAUGGAGAUGGAACAUAUCAAGGAAACUCCUAGUGAAAGAUCUGCUUUUGAAGCAAUGAUAGUAGAAAUGGAGAAAACUCAAGCAUUAGUUUGA
Vicia villosa (hairy vetch) is the source of this 582-nucleotide messenger RNA. Its product is annotated as heat stress transcription factor A-8-like. The record is from RefSeq and is a predicted model, not a curated record. NCBI's taxonomy places the organism in Eukaryota, Viridiplantae, Streptophyta, Magnoliopsida, Fabales, Fabaceae. The annotation marks the transcript as partial. The transcript has a single exon.